Messenger RNA from Micropterus salmoides (largemouth bass), 2075 nucleotides. RefSeq names its product proteinase-activated receptor 4. The record is from RefSeq and is a predicted model, not a curated record. Lineage: Eukaryota; Metazoa; Chordata; Actinopteri; Centrarchiformes; Centrarchidae. Gene Ontology annotation, biological process: phospholipase C-activating G protein-coupled receptor signaling pathway; blood coagulation; thrombin-activated receptor signaling pathway. Gene Ontology annotation, cellular component: membrane. Gene Ontology annotation, molecular function: thrombin-activated receptor activity. The transcript is spliced from 2 exons. Bases 573 to 1703 code for a protein of 376 amino acids.
CUAGACCGUACUCUGUGAUGAUAUAUGAGAUGAUCUCUCAGGAGUGUUCAGAGCCAAGCCUUUGGCUUUUCCUGCAGAGUUAUAAUAUAAGCAGCGGAAGGGGCGUCAUUCAGGGGGGUUUCCUGUCCUUCUGCCUGUAAACACUGUCACAGUUAUUCCACUGUGCACUGAUGUUAUCAGCAACAGCUGGAAAGCCUCGUACUGCUUGUUUUGUAAGAUAUGACAGUAAUGCUUAAUAUUUAGUUUUUCUUUGCUGCCAAGUCUGAGUCACACGGCUGCGGCUGAAGUUGAAACACACAUUUACCGUCAGACGUCCUGAUGGUAUCAGCUGUGUGAUUGUGUGUCCUCACAACGAUAGACAUACAAGACUCGCACACACCCAUCUGGUUUCCAUCAGCGGAAGACGACAGUCGACAUCAGCAGCUCUGAGAUCAGUUAAUACUUACAGGCUGCUGAGCCUCACAGCACUGAUCCCACUAAGACUACUACUGCAAGAGUAUUGCUACAAGAGGAAGAAGAAGAAGAAGAAGAAGAAGAAGAAGAAGAAGAAGCAGAAGAAGAAGCAGAAGACGAUGGGGUUAUUAUUUGGGACUCUGGUCUUGGUCUCUCUGCUGCCGUCCGUCUGCAGCUUCUCUCCAGAUUCUCAUCCUGCAGACGAAUGCCGCAACAUGUCCAUCUUUCUGCGGGCGUUCAGGCUGAAGCGGACCUGUAACUUCACGACUCUGGAGGAGAAGCAGCUGAAGGAGAUCCAGGCUCCGAUCACCAACCUGUACCUGCCGGUCCUGUACCUGCUGGCCUUCUGUGUGGGUCUGCCCUCCAACCUGCUGGCUCUCUGGGUCCUGCUGUUCAGGACCAAACGGCUGCCGUCCACCGUGCUGCUCAUCAACCUCACCGCUGUGGACUUCCUGCUGCUGCUGGUCCUGCCGUUCCGCAUCGGGUACCACUUCCGAGGAAACCACUGGGCGCUGGGCGAGCCCUUCUGCCGCGUCGUCAUGGCCAUGUUCUACGGCAACAUGUACGGGUCCGUACUGUGUCUGGCGCUGGUGGCUCUGGACCGGUACAUUGCUUUGGUUCACCCGUUUAGCAGCAUGACGCUGCGCAGCUGGCGGGCGUCUCUGUACAUGUCGGCGGCGGUGUGGGUGGUGGUGCCGGCCGCCAUGCUGCCGCUGCUGGUGUCACGGCAGACCUACGAGCUGGAUGAGCUGCAGAUCACCACCUGCCACGACGCGCUGCCCGAGGAGGCGCAGGAGAACUACUUCCUGCCCUACUUUGUCAUCUUGUUCACUCUCUGCUUCCUGCUGCCCUUCCUGGUCGUGCUGUUCUGCCACGGCGCCGUGCUGCGCGCCCUGAUGAACGGAGGGAAGCAGUACAGACACGCCGUCUGGGUGACGGUGUUGGUGCUGCUGGUCUUCAUCGUGUGUCUCCUGCCCAGCAACAUACUCCUCCUCCUCACCUACGCACACAAAGAUGGCGAGGACCUCUACAUGCCCUACAUGGUUAGCUUAGCGUUUAGCGCCUUCAACAGCUGCAUCGACCCCUUCAUCUUCUACUUCGUGUCGGUAGAGUUCAGAAAGAAGGCCAGGAGCGCUCUGUGCUGCCACGACGACCCCGAGGACCAGACUCUGGGGAACGUGUCGUGCUCUUCAUCAUUACCGGGCCUGAGGUCAAAGGUCACCCUGACGUCCAGGACGGUCAUCGUCUGAGACGUCGCUGUCAGAACCACGCUACCUGUCCACACGACUAACUGAUGGUCACAUGACCGCUGUCAUCAUCACAGAUGUCACUCAAACAUGUUGAACGUUGUACUGAAACAUGCUGAUAUGAAGGUAGAACUGAUGAUUUUGUUUGUUUCCAAAAAGAUUCAUCCUGCUGUUUGUUUAAAAUACACAGAUUCAAAGAUUUAAGGGAAAAGUUACAUGAAACGUAAUUAUUAAACGUAGAGUUCGCAGAAAGAUAAAGUCCUGAACUCUUCAUGAGGCUGCAGAUCAGGGGGCUUUCACACCUGCCCCGUUUGGUCCGGACCAAACAGACGGAAUUUGGUCCAACGAAAAGAGGUAGUCUCGGUCCGGAUCAAA